AUGCAGUUCUCCCACGCUCUGAUUGCCCUCGUUGCCGCCAGCCUGGCCAACGCUCAGCUCCCCGAUGUCCCCUCGUGCUCGCUUAACUGCUUCGUCAGCGCUUUGACCACCGAUGGUUGCUCGGCCUUGACCGACUUUGCCUGCCAUUGCCAGAAGACCUCGCUGGUCAGCAACAUCACUCCUUGCGUCCAGAAGGCCUGUGACGUUGCCGACCAGAUCUCCGUCUCGAACGCCGUCGUCGCCCAGUGCAAGUCCGCCGGCCACCCCAUCGUGGUUCCUCCCAUUGAGACCACCACCUCCAAGACCUCUGCUACCUCUGAGAGCUCUGCCACCGAGACCUCCUCUGGCUCCAAGACCACUGCCACUGGAACUGGCUCCGGCUCCAGCUCUGCCUCUGCCACCGAGACUGGCUCUGCUACCAACACUGGCUCUGCCACUGGUACUGGUGCCACCACUGCUGGCACCUCCACCCCUCUGGCCAGCAAGACUAGCGGUGGCUCCGGCGGCUCUGGCGCUGCCACCACCUCCCCCGCUUUCAACGGUGCCUCCGGUGUCAAGGGUAACAUGGCUGGUGUUGCCGCCAUUGCUGCUGCCGCUGCUUACAUCCUGUAA
Messenger RNA from Penicillium cosmopolitanum, 612 nucleotides. Its product is annotated as CFEM domain-containing protein. The record is from RefSeq and is a predicted model, not a curated record. NCBI's taxonomy places the organism in Eukaryota, Fungi, Ascomycota, Eurotiomycetes, Eurotiales, Aspergillaceae. The coding region runs from base 1 to 612 and encodes 203 amino acids. The transcript has 4 exons.